AUGUCUCAGAGUCAACUUAUUGGGAAAUCUGGUGUUUUGGGGAGCGGGGAGAAUACUCGCAAAAGGUUAAAGAUUUUGGUUCCUCAUUUUGAUAACAAGGAUCUUAUCAAACAGUAUGAUAAGACUCUCAUUGGGAGGUGUUUGAACCCUGGUGCACAAGAUGUGAAAGCUCUUAUAUUUGAUUUUGUUGAGGAGGAGGAUAUCGAGACAGUCCUCAAGGCGCAACCUUUUCACUUCGAUUAUUGGAUGAUUGCGCUGGCUCGUUGGCAGCCAAAGAUGCCACGGAACUUUCCAUCAGCCAUACUGAUCAAGGUGGUCAUCGAUGUGGGAAAGGAGUUGAGUUUUGACACAACAGUGGAUUUUGUCGGGGGAGAGUUCCAUGAAGGAGAUGAGGCCUUCAUUUCUUUGAAGUAUGAGAAACUUUUCGGUUUCUGUGACCACUGUUUCUCUUUAUCUCAUGGUCUUGACGAGUGUCCUUUGAUCACAAGGAGUCCCCAGAAAAAGAAAGACGUCAGGGAACUUCCGAUAAGCAGACAGGACGACCGUGCUCGGAGCUACAAGGGUGUGGUGAUCAAUGGUGCAAUGGAUCAGCAGGGUCAGGGGAGAGAUAAUAGGGAUCACACUGGAAAAGGAAAGGGGAAGAUGUAUGAGGAGCCUGAAUCAAGAUGGGUUAAGGUCCCCGAGAAGAGGGGUAAUAGGUAUCAAUCUUACCGAACCAAUCAAAGAGGUGAGGACGGAGGUUUCAGAUACAGGAGCUCCCGUUCUGAUCGUUUCAGGGGCAACAAUGCUGAGGAAAAACCAAGCCUCCAAAGAGAACUAAGGCGUGGUAUUAGCCUAAGAGUGGGGGAAACUGGGGAGGUUCCGGAGGAGGGCGAGAUUCCCCGGCAGGAGGAGAGGCAAAUUCAAAAGGUAACACUGGAACCUCAGAUAGUGGAAAAUGGGUUAGACGUGAUCAAUGAUUUAUUAGAAGAGGGGAAUAAUGAGACUGUUGGUGAUAACAUGGUGUUAGAUGAGAAUCUGAGUAAUGUUUUAGGAACUGUUGAGGCUAGUGAUGACGGGUUUCUGAAUCUAUCUGAUGGUGAGGUGGAGGUGAGUAAUGAACAGGUUCAGGAAGAGCUCCCUGAGGUUAAAGAGGAUGAAGAAAUCAAUGAGGAAACGGAGGGAAAGGAGCAACCCCCGGGUGAAGUGGAAAAGAAGAAGGUGGUGCGUAAAGGAUUGUUUAAGCAAACGGCGGUGGCAGGGGCUUCCUCUAAGGCGCGCAACAUCCAAGCUAUCAUAUCUACUCGUAAGCGCGCAACCAAUAACACCAAGCCUGCAACUCGUCAAGGUGAAGGAGCGAAGCAUCAUGAGGAGAAGGGUCCUUCAUACCCUUCGGCCACCUCAUCCAAACCCUAG
Messenger RNA from Brassica napus (rape), 1395 nucleotides. RefSeq lists its product as uncharacterized. NCBI's taxonomy places the organism in Eukaryota, Viridiplantae, Streptophyta, Magnoliopsida, Brassicales, Brassicaceae. The record is from RefSeq and is a predicted model, not a curated record. The coding region runs from base 1 to 1395 and encodes 464 amino acids. The transcript has 4 exons.